Molecule: messenger RNA, 1311 nt
Organism: Canariomyces notabilis
Lineage: Eukaryota; Fungi; Ascomycota; Sordariomycetes; Sordariales; Chaetomiaceae
Product: glycosyltransferase family 25 protein
Exons: 3
Coding region: 1-1311 (436 amino acids)
Source: RefSeq, a predicted model, not a curated record
AUGUUACUCCGUCUACGAAAUGUGGCAGCCCUCGUCCUCUUCUUCAUAGCCUCCUGGAUUCUAUUUGGUCGACUGAGCCUCCGACCGACCUCUCCUAGGCACUAUCUGGCAACAUCUGGCAAGGCAUCACCAGAUAUCCUGAAUGCCACUCUUGGGUUCCAGUCCAUCUUUGUUAUCAACCUGGCUUCCCGCACAGAUCGCCGGGAUGCCAUGACACUAGCUAGCGCAGUCACCGGUCUUGACAUUACCUGGGUAGAUGGUGUCGCCGGCUCCGAUGUCCCUGACAAGGUGCUACCAGGGGGCAGCGCCCCGAUUGGGGCUGGGAACAAGGGUUCAUGGCGAGCGCACAUGAACGUACUGCAGCGGGUAAUCCAGGCGAACCUGACGAGCGCGCUCAUCCUCGAGGACGACGCCGACUGGGACCUCCGCCUCAAAUCUCAACUCCAACUCUUCGCCCUCGCCGCCAGGGCGUUCACCCAGCCUCUUCGCCACAACAAUGGCAGACCUCUCUCCUCCCAGCCCAACAUCAUCAACCCCCCCAGCAGCAGCAGCAGCCCUGGGCGUCCCAUCCCCCCAUCCAUACCCCUAACCCACCUGCACAGCCAUUAUCCCAUUCCCAGCCCCAAACUAACCCCCUACGGCGACGCAUGGGACGUGCUCUGGCUGGGACACUGCGGAACAUCCCUUCCUUCUUCGGCCCUCCCUGUUGCGGACAACAAUAUUAGAAGUAGCAACAACCUAGUCGUGACGAUCUCCUCAGACCCAACCGUGCCCCCACCAGCACACCUCAAACCGCACCCCUUUGCGCUGCAGGAACCGCUCGCAACACUCUAUCCACCUCACACUCGGGUAGUGCACCUUUCCAACGCGACGACAUGCACCCAGGCAUACGCGGUCAGCCAGCAGGGGGCGCGAAAGCUGCUGUACCAGUUUGGGCUGGCCGAGCGGUUGACCAAGGGGUGGGAUCUGCUGCUUGGGGACUGGUGCGAUGGACUUUUUCCCCUGCUAAAUGAUGAUAAUACUGGUACUAGUGGUGAUGGUGCUGGACGGCCGGUGUGCGUCACUGUCCAGCCGCCGCUGUUCAGCCACCACUUUGGGACCGGCGGCGCGGGGCGUUCAGAUAUUUCGGCGCCCGGAGGGGGGUUUUUGAGGGUUGCUGAGGGGGCGGGAGGUGAGGGGAGAAGGGCUAUGACGCCUUAUGUGAGGUGGAGUGUGAGGUUGAAUAUGGCGAGGUUGUUGGGCAAGGGAGGGCAGGCGAGUGAGGGUGUAGUGGUGGAUCAGUGGGCCGCCGUGGAGGACGGGAGUCAAUGA